Messenger RNA from Musa acuminata subsp. malaccensis (wild Malaysian banana), 1539 nucleotides. Its product is annotated as V-type proton ATPase subunit C. NCBI's taxonomy places the organism in Eukaryota, Viridiplantae, Streptophyta, Magnoliopsida, Zingiberales, Musaceae. Gene Ontology annotation, molecular function: proton-transporting ATPase activity, rotational mechanism. Gene Ontology annotation, biological process: proton transmembrane transport. Gene Ontology annotation, cellular component: vacuolar proton-transporting V-type ATPase, V1 domain. The record is from RefSeq and is a predicted model, not a curated record.
CGAGGUGGCAACGUUUUUGUUCUGGUAUCUGUUGUGUUUGUUUUAGAAAGGGGAAGGGGAAGAGCAAUUACCGGCGAUCGCUUCCUCCUCGUCCUCCUCCUCCCCGUGUGAAGAAUCCCCUUCGAUCCUUCUCCCGAUCGCAGCUUCAAUGGCGACGAGGUAUUGGAUCGCCUCGCUCCCCGUCCACACUUCCGCCUCUGCUCACUGGAACCGCCUCCGCGAAUCCAUCUCCAAGAACUCCUUCGACACCCUGCUCUAUCGUUUUAACACGCCGGAUCUGCGGGUCGGAACCCUAGAUUCUCUGCUUGCCCUCAGUGAUGACCUCGUCAAGUCGAAUGCUUUUAUAGAGGGAGUGACGCAUAAGAUCCGACGCCAGAUCGAGGAGCUGGAGAAGGCGUCCGGUGUCGAGGUUGGUGCUUUGACCGUGGAUGGGGUUCCUGUCGAUUCCUAUCUCACGAGGUUUGACUGGGAUGAAGGCAAGUAUCCCACAAUGUCGCCUCUGAGGGAGAUCGUUGACAGCAUUCAUGUCCAAGUAGCUAAAAUCGAGGAUGACAUGAAGGUUCGUGCUGCAGAGUACAGCAAUAUCCGUAGUCAGCUUAAUGCAAUAAACAGAAAGCAAAGUGGAAGCUUAGCAGUUCGUGACCUUUCCAAUUUGGUAAAUCCAGAAGAUAUUGUAGCAUCAGAACAUCUGGUGACACUUCUAGCUGUAGUUCCAAAGUACUCUCAGAAGGACUGGCUUUCUAGCUAUGAAACUCUGACUACAUUUGUGGUUCCUAGGUCAGCAAAGAAGUUGCAUGAGGAUAAUGAGUAUGCUCUUUAUACUGUGACUCUCUUUCGAAAGGUUGCUGACAACUUUCGCAAUAAUGCACGUGAAAAAGGAUUUCAGAUUCGGGAAUUUGAGUAUAGUCCAGAAGCACAAGAAAGUAGGAAACAAGAGUUUGAAAAACUAAUACAGGAUCAGGAGAGCAAGAGGAGAUCCCUUUUACAAUGGUGCUAUGCCAGUUAUGGAGAGGUUUUCAGUUCCUGGAUGCAUUUCUGUGCUGUACGGGUCUUUGCAGAGAGCAUUCUCAGAUAUGGGUUGCCACCACAGUUUCUGGCUGUAGUAUUGGCACCUUCGGUGAAAAAUGAGAAGAAAGUUCGUGGUAUUCUGGAAGAGCUAUGUGGAAAUGUUAACAGUUCCUAUUGGAAAUCUGAAGAUGAAGUUGGCUUGGCUGGUAUAGGUGGUGAAGCUGAGGCUCAUCCCUAUGUCUCCUUCACUAUCAAUCUUGUCUGAUGUGAAAAAAAAGCGAGUUGUGAGUUGAUCAACCAUGGAUGAUAUCGAGUAAAAUUAUAGCCAUCGACACACAAUUGCAUAUUGUAUUAUAUACUUGUGAUGCCAUAUGCCAAUAUUUUUAUGCAUGUGAUAAUUUUCACAAUUUUGUUCUUGGCUCUUCAGCCGAUCAAUAAUGUAAUCAUGUUGAAGUCGUUUUUUUUCACUCAACCUGAAACUUGGAUCCCUUUUGAUCUAAUAAAUCUGGCACUUUAAUGGCUAUUGCAAUU